This is a messenger RNA of Rattus norvegicus (Norway rat), 1863 nucleotides long. The record is from RefSeq and is a predicted model, not a curated record. Lineage: Eukaryota; Metazoa; Chordata; Mammalia; Rodentia; Muridae.
AUGUCUGCCCCCUGCAAGUUCACGCUGCAGUGUCCAGAGCUCAUAGCUGAUACUUUAACACUGAGCCUUAUCCACGGUCCUUUUCUGACUUUUCAUUCUGCUACGGGAUCUUACACAGCUAACCAAGGUGGCCUUGAAUGUAUACAAUCCUGUCUCAGCCUCUCGAGUAGAUCGGAUUAUAGACCUGAAGUACUAGGCCUGGGUGUAUGUUAUAACUACUUUUUCAAUUGUAAGGGCUUUGUAUAUAGGAAAGAAAAGAAGAAGAAGAAGAAGAAGAAGAAGAAGAAGAAGAAGAAGAAGAAGAAGAAGAAGAAGAAGAAGAAGAAGAAGAAGAAGAAGAAGAAGAAGAAGAAGAAGAAGAAGAAGAAGAGAAGAAGAAGAAGAGGAAGAGGAGGAGGAGGCAGAGAAGGAGGAAGAGGAGGAGGAGGAAGGAGGAGGAGGAAGAAGAGGAAGAAGAGGAAGAAGAGGAAGAAGGGGAAGAAGAAGAAGAAGAGGAAGAAGAAGAAGAAGAAGAAGAAGAAGAAGAAGAAGAAGAAGAAGAAGAAGAAGAAGAAGAAGAAGAAGAAGAAGAAGAAACCCUGUCUUAAAGAAGUUAAAGGAACCAGUGUUGUCCUGACUUCUCCGAUCACUGUUGUUAGAAUGGAGAGCCUAGGACUACACCAGAGCCUGUCAGCAGCCGAGCCCUGCCCGGCCUUCCUCUCCAAUGCCAGCACCCAGACCUUCCCUAUCUCAUGCCCCUCUUACCAGUUCUAAUCAUGAACCCACCACCACCACCACCCAUCUCCUGCUUCCUUUCCUUCUCCAGCUAGUCUCUCUGGGCUGCCAAUCCCACCCCAGAAUUACUUUAUACCUGUAAGGAAAUUAGCAUUUAUGUUGGGACAGAAAGUGACACUGUUCAGUUCUCACUGUCAUUCUGUUCUUAAUUAAUAUUUAACCUCAGAGAGACUGUGUAGCAGACGGAAGUGGCUGACGGGAGAACAAAGCCCCGGCUGGCUCUCCUUGUCAACACUGCCUCCCCCACUUCCAACUCCUCUUCCUGCGUGGAAGGGUUCCAAAGGACCCAGAGGCCCAAGGGAGGAGUGCCAGGAGCACCCCUGAGGACCCUCAACUGUAGUUUUGAUGGAUGACUCCCCUAGAUCUCGCACAAUGCCGAUCCUUCUACCACUAAGUGAGAACAGCUGGUACCCAGAACCUGAUUCUCAAUGCCCAGAGCUAGACCUGGGCCUGGCACGCCAGUAAGGAUGAAGAGAUAGGCGGGGGUAAAGAAAAGCAAUGCAAAUGUGCCCCUCAACAGAUUAUAUUUAAUGCGCUAUUUUUAGUUGCCUUCAAUCCCUCGGGGCUGUCAGGGCGGUUGCAGCCCCACUCCCCCGGGAAAGGAAAUGACAGGCAUUAUUACCCGGCCCAGGAACGCUGGUGCAGUGCGUGGUGGGUGGGGGAGGUGCUGCCUUGCCAGCUCCGAAUUUUGGGAACUUAACUUCCAACGGGAAAUCGAGGACACAGAGAGAGGCAGCCAUGGGACCACCUCCUCUGUUUGCAGCCAGCCAGCCAGAUCAGACCUGCGUACUGGUCCACUGGGCUCAGACCAGGAGUGUGGGAGUCUCUUCAGUCCUCAAGUUGUCUCAAAAAGCAUUGACAGUCUCCACGGGGAAGAAAAGAAAGCACAAUGAGGAAGCAGUCUUACGACGGAACUGUCGGGAGACACUGAGAAGCAAAGAUAUGGACACAGCUCCACCUUGCGGUGAAUCAACGCAUAUGCUAAGAUAAAUUGGAUUUCUAUACCUUCUCCCCACAAGGAUUUUGAUGGACACAACAUGAAUGAAUUCAGCAUAAAACAGAUGGAAUAUAAUAAAUGCUCAUAGUAAA